CAAAGGAGUGGGAAAGCUCUCUCCUUACUUGUUGUGGAAAGAGAGAGAGGUGUUAACAAAGUAAGAAAUAAGAGAGACAAAGGCAAAAGAAAGAUGAGUGAAGAGAGAAGCAAAAGAACAAUGGAGACGAGUGGUGGAAAAAAGAUAACGGUUGAGAUCAAAAGAUUUGAGAAUGAGAAGGCAAGCUUGUUCGAUCUUGGUCAUCCUCUUCUCAACAGCAUCGCCGACUCCUUCGUCAAAGCCGCAGGGGUUGGAGCUUUACAAGCUGUGUCGAGGGAAGCUUAUUUCACGGUGGCUGAUGGGGCAGGAUCUGACUCCAGCGAGAAUAAUGGAAGCAAGCAACAUAGGUUCCCUAAUCUUAGAGGGGAAAGCAGCAAAUCUCUGGAAGCAUUGGUGAAGAAUACAGGAAAAGAAUCUCUCCAAUGGGGCCUAGCAGCUGGAUUAUAUUCGGGUAUAACUUAUGGUAUGAAGGAGGCUCGCGGAGGCGCUCAUGAUUGGAGGAACAGCGUGGUGGCUGGAGCAUUGACAGGAGCGGCUAUGGCUGUGACUACCUCGGAGAGGACAAGCCAUGACCAAGUGGUUCAGUCUGCUCUUACCGGAGCAGCCAUUUCCGCUGCUGCUAACCUCCUCUCCAGCAUUUUCUAGAUGUUUCUCAUCAGAAGGCUUUAUAUGUGGUUAUGUGUUAGCUUAGCAUAAAAUAAUAAGUCUUGUCUUUUUAAAAGAAAAAGUCUCUUAUGGGUCUGUUACGGCUAGGCUUUAUCUGAAACUCUAAAGCAACAAAACACAUUUCCUUCGUUCAA
Brassica napus (rape) is the source of this 800-nucleotide messenger RNA. RefSeq names its product outer envelope pore protein 16-2, chloroplastic-like. Gene Ontology annotation, molecular function: amino acid transmembrane transporter activity. NCBI's taxonomy places the organism in Eukaryota, Viridiplantae, Streptophyta, Magnoliopsida, Brassicales, Brassicaceae. Gene Ontology annotation, cellular component: chloroplast outer membrane. The transcript has 7 exons. Bases 94 to 645 code for a protein of 183 amino acids. The record is from RefSeq and is a predicted model, not a curated record.